AUGCUCUCUUUUCCUCCUCUUCGCCCCACUCCCCCCCCUCACUGCCCAUACACCCGCUCUCUCCCCCCUAAUUCCUCUCCCAGCGAUCUCUCUUACAACUACCUCUCGGGCCCCAUGGACCUGCCUGCUGCCAUCAGCACAGUGCGCCUCGCCAGCAACUUCCUCUCGGGUCCUCUCCCCGACUGGGCGUGCCAGGCUCGCAAAUUUGACGCCAACUGCUUCACCGUGCCGUCUGGCUGUGCCCUGGUGGUGCAGCGGGCGGAAGCAGCAUGCAAUGCGUUCUGUGGCAUCUCCUCUGCUGCACCUUCGUCCUCCAAUGGUGCAAGCGCCGCCGCUGCUGCUGGUGGUGCAGCUGGUGCAGCUGGUGCUGAUUCUACUACUGCCGCUUGCGGUGGUAAUGGGAUUUGCAUUCCAAACCAGGCCACAAUGGUCCCGCGCUGUUCUUGUGACCCGGGAUUCAUCGAGCUUGAGAGCCAUACCUGUGUUGCCAAAGUUAAUCAGCCCAUUCUCCCUCAAGCCACUGCUCUCACCAAGGGGGCGCAAAGGGAGAUCAAGGGGGCGUUCACAGCAGCUCCAUUGCCUCUGUUUCUGUACGAGGCAGGGAUGACAUCGACAGGGUGUGGAACGCGGUUGGCCUUCCAUGCCCAGUUUACCUUCUCCAUGUCGACUGGAACUUUCCGUGGGGGCAACAAUGGGUUUGCCUUUGUCGUCUCGGCAACGGACCGAGUGGGGACCAGGGCCGGUGUGGGGUAUGAUGGAAUGGACGAGCGGAGCAUAGCAGUUGAAUUCGAUGCUUUCCAGGACAAGCAGCUUGGGGAUAUGUUCGGUCAGCACGUGGGGCUGGACACGAAAGGUCAGGAGACUUCGGUAGCUGCUGUGAAGUCACCGUUUCCUCUGAACAACAAGAAGGCAUACACGGCAUGGGUGGACUAUGAGCCUGGGGAACCCGGCACCAUCCAGGUGUUCCUGGCGGCUUCACAGGUGAAGCCACAGCAGCCGCUGUUAAGGCAGAGGCUGUCGCUGUGCGAGGUGCUGCAGGCUGGUGCGGAGCAGCAGGCGUUCUACUUUGGCUUUGUGGCGUCCACCACUGAGAAGCCGUACCAGAUGCAUCUGAUUCUUCAAUCUGCGGUGCAAACAGGUGAGGUGAGGGCAAUAAACGUGGUGUUGCUUUUGUUGUUGUAUGAUGAUGACAACAGCGACGGCGGCGGCGGCUGCGGCAGUGGUGGCGGUGGUGGUGGUGGUGGUGGUGGUGGUGGUGGUGGUGGUGGUGGUGGUGGUGGUGGUGGUGGUGGUGGUGGUGGUGGUGGUGGUGGUGGUGUUGGUGUUGGCGGCGGCAAAGAUGAUUAUGCCUUUGGCCUGACUCUCUCUCCAACGUCGUAUGCGCCACCGGGAGCGAGCCCCUUCACGCGCUACAUGAGUGCGGACUACCAAGCGUCGCCCGAAGGAUGGCGCAUCAGCAGCUCCCAUUCCUGGGACUCCAUGCCCUUCCUUGCCUGGCCAGUCAAGAACCAGAAGGACUGCGAUGCAAGCUGGGCGUAUGCGGUGGUGGCGAGUGUCGAAGCAGCAUACGGCAUUGCGCUGAAACAAAAGGCGCCACAGCUGUCAGUGGACUCGCUCUUUACAGUCAUGGGGCUCAAGUCCCCUGCUGCCAAGUGCACCGCCGGGAACUCUCCUGAUGCGGCCUUCAAAAAGCUCAGCACUAUGCCACGUGGUGGACUCACCGGAAGCACGACGGGAGGGGAUGGCGUGUGUGGCAUCAACGUGCUGCCUGGCAUCUACCCCAUUGUCAAAAUUGACGUCUGCAGCACUUACCCUACAAACCCCUGUGCCGUGGGCACAUGCAUCAACGAUGGCAAGGGCGCCUACUCCUGCAUCUGCCCUCCCAACUACAUCAGCAGCAGCACCAUGGACAAUUUCCCCACCUGCGACCCAGCCGACACCAUGGCCUCUACUCUGACCGUCACUGGCGCCAACUGGUGGUGCUCUGAUGUUCUCCCUGCUGCUGGCGUCGCAUUGGCCAUUGACUGCACCAAGCCUUUGCCUCCGGGCAAGGUGAUUCAGCUGGGCAGCGAUCCUACACACCCUUGCACUGCCUUCUUCUCUACCAUCAAUCUUAAACUCACAGCAGCCAACCUUGCGGCUCUCAAUCCCGGCCUGAACUGCUCUGAGCCCAUCAAGGCAGGCCGCUCUCUGUGCAUCGAGCGCAAUGCCACUUUGGCCUACACCAUCCCACAGUGCUGGCAGUACGGCAUGCUCACAGCACAGGACACAUGCGAAGGCCUGCUGCAGCAGAGCAUGCAGUCUGGAGAGGAUGGGGCUGCAGGGGCUGGAGUGGUGACUGCAGCCAGUUAG
Closterium sp. Naga37s-1 is the source of this 2352-nucleotide messenger RNA. The record is from the annotation of a GenBank genome assembly. NCBI's taxonomy places the organism in Eukaryota, Viridiplantae, Streptophyta, Zygnematophyceae, Desmidiales, Closteriaceae.